Molecule: messenger RNA, 2138 nt
Organism: Gavialis gangeticus (Gharial)
Lineage: Eukaryota; Metazoa; Chordata; Crocodylia; Gavialidae
Gene: TLNRD1
Product: mesoderm development candidate 1
Exons: 1
Coding region: 330-1382 (350 amino acids)
Molecular function (GO): actin binding
Source: RefSeq, a predicted model, not a curated record
GGCCGGGCCACACCCUCCUCCUCCUCCUCCUCCCGCCGCUUCCUGCUCGCCGGCGAUGCGGGGCUGGCGCUGACGCCCGGCGCGGGAAGCAGCCGGAGCGCGGAGCAUGCGGGCAGGGGCCCGCCGCUAGCCCCGCCGCGUGGGCAGAGGGCAAGGCCCGCCCCGCCCUGCCCUGCCCUCCCGCAGCCUCUCGCUGCCCCCGGCCAUUGAUGGAAUGAUGGUGCGGGGCCGGCAGGGCGAUCCCGCCGGGCUCAGUCUCCGUGGCGGCUGCGGUGGCCCAGGCGGUGCGAGGGGGGCGGCCAGAGGCAUGCGAGUGCCCCCCCGGGGCGAUGGCUAGUGGCGGCUCGGGCAAGUCCGCCAGCGAGGUGCCCAGCAGCGGCUCGCUGCAGAGGAAGAAACUCCUCUCCGUGUGCGACCACUGCAAGAUCAAGAUGCAACUGGUGGCCGACCUGCUCCUGCUGUCCAGCGAGACCAGGCCGGUGGCCACCGAGAGCCUGGCGGCCUUCGGCGAGUCCUUCGAGAAGUGCAGGGACACCGUCAUCGCCCGCACCAAGGGGCUCUCCAUUCUCACCCACGACGUCCAGAGCCAGCUCAACAUGGGCCGCUUCGGGGAGGUGGGCGACAGCCUGGUGGAGAUGGGGGAGCUGGUGGUCUCGUUGACCGAGUGCUCCGCCCACGCCGCCUACUUGGCUGCCGUGGAGACCCCGGGGGCUCAGCCCGCCAUGCCCGGCUUGGUGGAUCGCUACAAGGUGACCAGGUGGAGGCAUGAGGUGGAGCACGGGUGCGGGGUCUUGAAGACCACCCCUUUGGCAGACAUGAGCCCGCAGCUCCUGCUGGAGGUCUCCCAGAACAUGUCAAAGAACUUGAAAUUCCUGACAGAUGCCUGCGUGCUGGCCAGCGAGAAAUCCAAGGAUAAGUUUGCCAAGGAGCAGUUCAAACUCAGUGUCAAAUGCAUGAGCACCAGCGCCUCUGCCCUCCUGGCCUGUGUCAGGGAGGUCAAGACUUCGCCCAGCGAGCUGACCAGGAACAGGUGCAUCCUAUUCAGCGGACCCUUGGUGCAAUCUGUCUAUGCUCUGGUGGGCUUUGCCACUGAGCCCCAGUUUUUGGGCAAAGCUGCCACCAUUAAUCCAGAGGGCAAAGCUGUGCAAACAGCCAUUCUAGGAGGAGCCAUGAGUGUGGUAUCUGCUUGUGUGCUCCUGACCCAAUGCCUCAGGGAUAUAGCCCAACACCCAGAAAGUAGCACCAAAAUGAACGAUUACAGGGAAAGGUUGAGGAACUCAGCUUGCGCCGUCUCGGAUGGGUGCAACCUGCUAUCUCAGGCACUAAGAGAAAGAUCUUCACCCAGGACUUUACCGCCAGUGAACUCCAAUUCUGUGAAUUAACUCCCCCACCCCUGUGUAGAUCCCAGUCAUGGCUAAAGGAAAAUAAUAUCCCACCUCCCCAGCCCCUUCUUUUUUAUAUACCAAAGAAUUUGCUUGGAGGACCUCAGUCCUUUAAUUUCACGUAGUGAUGAAACAAAGCAACAUACUCCAACUAUAUAUAGAAGGAAGUGAGGGUGGCCAAUUUGGGCCUUUUUUUUUUUCUAAUCAAAUAAUUAUUCACAAAUAAAUUUUCCAUUACUCAACAAGGUCUAAAUGCAAGGAGAUGGUAAUAUCAACUGGUAAAAGUUUUCUACCUGGGGAGGUGGGGGGAAAUCUAAAAAAGCUUUAAUCGCGCUGGGUGCGGUUUUUAAAGUUUGUCUUGUCUUGUCUUCCGAAAUUUCCCUUCUAAAUUUUUACUGUUCAGUUGUGCAGGAAAAAAAAGUUACCUCAGUUCUCAUAUUUGAAAAAAAAAAACACAGCAACAACUAGAUGAUGGAUGUAGCUACUUCUUUUCUUUGUAUGAUUUCUUUUUGAAUCAAGUGUUAGGUUAGAAGUGCAUUUGGUGUGUAGGAGUGGAAGGAGUGGAGGUUGUGAUUAUGUUUCCAUGUGUUGAUUUCCAAGCUGGGGGGGGUGGGGAAAGCUACUGUGAGUGUUUAAACAAACAAACAAAAAUUACACUAUAACAGAAGUGAUUUUAAUUUUUUUUUCCAAUGUCAGUUUUUAUCUUGCAUGUACUGGAGUAUUUAUUUCAUCUAUUAAAACGUUAUGUUUCUCAGA